AUGAGUGAUAUUGGAGUUAACACAGGAACCACCAUCAGUGAUAUUGCGCCAGAUGCAAACAACACAAAAAUCUUGGAAGCAAAGCCCUUAGACAACAAUAAUGCCGUCUCUGCUAAUCCUCACAUUCCAUCCGUCUCGGCUUCCGCUGUUCUAGGAGAGAGCGAAUCCCUGCCGGAAUCGACUCCGAAAUGUAAGGGUGUUGAAUUCAACAACUUGUCAUCGGAAAAUAUGUUGACGGCAAUUAUGGAAUCAUUCAAGACAACUGGAUUCCAGGCUACCAACUUGGGGUUGGCGGUUGAUCAAAUCCAUGAAAUGAGAAAAUGGAGACUCAGUGAUGUGAAAUGGAAGGAAGGUGACGACCCAGCGCUAAAGCCAAAGGAAUUGCGUGAGCGUAUCCGAGCUAGGAUCUUUCUAGCCUAUACCUCUAACCAGAUUUCUUCGGGACAACGGGAAGUCCUUCGAUUCUUGGUCCAACACAAAAUGGUCGAUUGCAUCGUUACCACGGCAGGGGGGGUUGAAGAAGAUAUCAUGAAGUGUUUCCAACCUACUUUCAUGGGGGAUUUCAAGCUUAAUGGAAGAGAGUUGCGAAAAAAGGGAAUCAACCGCAUUGGAAACCUACUAGUCCCCAACAAGAACUAUUGUGAGUUCGAAGAUUGGUGCAGCCCUCUGCUUGAUAAGAUGCACGACGAACAAGACGAACAGUGGGCCAAAUGGGCCAUGGAGUUUGCCUCCCGCGACAAGGACGACAAGUCAACCCUUGAAAAGUUUGUCUGGACCCCCUCCAAGAUCAUCCAUCGCAUGGGCAAGGAGAUCAACAACGAGGAGAGUGUCCUAUACUGGGCUGCCACAAAUGACAUUCCUGUCCUGUGUCCUGCCUUGACAGACGGAAGCGUUGGGGACAUGUUGUACUUCCAAUCGUACAAAAGACCCGGCUUUGUUUUGGAUAUCAAUGAAGACAUUCGCCGCAUCAACGACUUGGCCGUCCGAAGUCAUGCCACGGGGCAAAUCAUUUUGGGUGGUGGUUUGGUGAAGCACCAUACCUGCAAUGCUAACUUGAUGCGCAAUGGUGCCGACUAUUCAGUCUACAUCAACACGGGAUCUGAAUUUGAUGGUAGCGACAGCGGGGCUUCGCCCGACGAAGCCAUUAGUUGGGGAAAGAUUCGCAUUACAGCAAAACCAGUCAAAGUAACGAUGGAAGCCACCGUUGCUUUCCCAUUGAUUGUUAGUCAAACCUUCGCAAAGGAUGUGGAGCAGUGGAAAGAAGCCACUAAGAAUACCGUUUGCCACGUUGACGAUCUUGGCUAA
Messenger RNA from Cylindrotheca closterium, 1305 nucleotides. The record is from the annotation of a GenBank genome assembly. Lineage: Eukaryota; Bacillariophyta; Bacillariophyceae; Bacillariales; Bacillariaceae.